ACUUAGCUGAUCUGACGGUCACAGUUUCGCGACCGUUCCGUCUUGGCGGUUAGAUCUACUUUCUUCGAUUCGCCUCGGAGGCCCCGCUCCAAAUCACGGUACGCUUAACACGCCGAAAGCGACGCCUCGACGAGCAUCGGUGAGACGGGGAGCGGAUUUCGUUUCUUCUCUCUCUUAGCGUGAGGGUUAAGGUUCCCUCGGUGAUCUCUGGGUUGGCUUCCACCGCUUCGAUGGAGCAGGCGAACGACCGAUCGAGGGGAACGGUGAAGUGGUUCAACAACACCAAGGGGUUCGGUUUCAUCUCGCCGGACGACGGCGGGGAGGACCUCUUCGUCCACCAGUCCUCCAUCAAGGCUGAAGGAUACCGUACCCUGACUGAGGGGGAGAUCGUCGAGUUCAUGGUCACCGAGGGCGACGACGGCCGCAUCAAGGCCGUCGACGUCACCGGUCCCGACGGAUCCAACGUCCAGGGGGGCGGCGGCGGCGGCGGCGGCGACGGUCGGAGAGAAGGGUUUGGAGGUGGCCGUGGCGGCGGAUCCUGGGGAGGGGGGUACGGUGGUGGGAGGGGAAGGGGCGGCGGAAGCUAUGGUGGUGGCGGAUCUUGUUAUAAUUGCGGUGAGACUGGGCAUUUUGCCAAAGAUUGUCACCAGGGUAGUGGCGGUGGCGGUGCUGCUUGCUAUAACUGUGGUGAGAUGGGACAUCUUGCCAGAGAUUGCUCCCAGGGAGGAGGCAGUGGCAGCAGAAGGUACGGUGGGGGAGGCGGUGGGAAUGACCGGUCUUGUUACAAUUGUGGUGAGAUGGGGCAUAUUGCUAGGGAAUGCCCUGGCAAGGUCUGAGGCUGCAUCGCUUCCAGGCUUUGCUUCAUUUCUUUUUGCUCACCCAACAUGAUAGGCUGUUAUCCUUUUUUGUGCUGGGUUUCAUGCUUUUUCUUCUCCUUCUUUAUUUAUGUGGAAUGGAUAUGGAUAUGCUUGUUAACUUUGUUCAGCUGGUUUUGAUGGAUUGUGGCUUACCUUGAAACAAAGAUUGGACAAUGUUUAUACAUAUGUGCUUUUAUAUAAUUUGUUUUGCUACAUUGUUCA
This is a messenger RNA of Musa acuminata subsp. malaccensis (wild Malaysian banana), 1079 nucleotides long. Its product is annotated as glycine-rich protein 2. The record is from RefSeq and is a predicted model, not a curated record. Gene Ontology annotation, molecular function: zinc ion binding; nucleic acid binding. NCBI's taxonomy places the organism in Eukaryota, Viridiplantae, Streptophyta, Magnoliopsida, Zingiberales, Musaceae.